Pipistrellus kuhlii (Kuhl's pipistrelle) is the source of this 1053-nucleotide messenger RNA. RefSeq names its product proline-rich extensin-like protein EPR1. The record is from RefSeq and is a predicted model, not a curated record. NCBI's taxonomy places the organism in Eukaryota, Metazoa, Chordata, Mammalia, Chiroptera, Vespertilionidae. The transcript is spliced from 7 exons.
AUGACAAGUAGGAAAUGUAGUAAUUCAACAAAACCUUCAGAUAUUAGAAGUCUUACCAACCCACCAACUCAUCCAACUUACAGGUAAACCACCCCACAAAAAACCAGCAGGUCUCCAACCCCACCUCCUACCAAGCCAAUUGCCCCUACAACACACAGGCCUCCAACCCCACCACCUACCAAACCACCUGCCCCUACAACCCUCAUAACUACAACCCCACCACCUACCAAGCGACCUGUCCCUACAACCCCACCACCUGCCAAGCCACCUGUCCCUACAAACCUACCACCUAUCAAGCCACAUUCCCUGACAACCCACAGGCCUUCAACCCCACCACCUGCCAAGCGACCUGUCCCUACAACCCCACCACCUGCCAAGCCACCUGUCCCUACAAUCCUACCACCUAUCAAGCCACCUGUCCAACCACCUGCCCUGCAUUCUAGUCCACGGCCUCCUCCACCGAUCAAGACCCAUCUGUACUUGGUUGUGUUCAUACCUGCCAUGUUCGUGUUCCCCUUGCUCUUCUGUUGCAUCUGGAGGCUAUGCCACAAGAAGACUGUCAAGGAGCCACCCCCGGUGCUCAAACCAGAAAAGGAGCCAUGUCCCAUGCAGAUAUGUCCCAGAGUGAUUGUCCCUUGUUGUGGGUGCCAAGUUCACCAAAUGAGAAUGAUAGAGGACAAACUGGGCUUCUUGUGUGACUUUGUUCAAAACUACAACCACGUGCCAUUGAUGUGUUGUCAGUGCUGGGACAAGGGCAGGUGCAUUGACGUCACUGUAGUGAACCCCCACUGCACACCAAUGUCCUAUGGCCCAAUGACCUGCCUUGGACCCAGCCAGGACUACUUCCCCCUCAACAGCUGCUGCUCAUGGUAUCAACACUCCCCUCAGAUAUGCUCCCAACUUCCCUCAAGAAUGUACCCCCUCAACAGCUUACGCUCAUGGUGCCAACAACACUCUCAGAUAUGUUCCCAGCUUCCCUCAAGGAUGCUGCCGCUGAUCCCUCCCACUGCCCGUGCACUCUGCAGAACUACCUUGUCACUCCCACCCCCAUAG